This is a messenger RNA of Rosa chinensis, 2014 nucleotides long. RefSeq names its product F-box/kelch-repeat protein At3g23880. Bases 274 to 1506 code for a protein of 410 amino acids. The record is from RefSeq and is a predicted model, not a curated record. NCBI's taxonomy places the organism in Eukaryota, Viridiplantae, Streptophyta, Magnoliopsida, Rosales, Rosaceae. The transcript has 2 exons. Gene Ontology annotation, molecular function: protein binding.
CGCAGUGCCAGUGAUGACAUCGAAAGGAAUUCUAAUAAGCAGGAAUCCCAAAUCCCCUCUUUCGCCUUCUUCUCCUUUGGUUUGAGAAAUCAGCUCUUUGUUUCAAUUCUAAUUCUUUUAGCUUUAGUAUCAAGCAGAGAACUAGUGCAAAUCCUAAAAUAAAUUCAUUUCAACCCUUCCCUCUUGCCUUGAGUCUCUUCACAAACCUUGGAGCACCCACAAAAUCCAUCUCCAUCUGGUUUAGUUGGGUUGAGAAGAUUGAAGUUGUUGGCAAUGUUGAGGAACAAGGAGCAGCAGGAGCUCCAACAUGUCCCUGAACAUGUUGUGCUCAACAUUCUCUGCCGCUUGCCGGUCAGGUCCUUGAUCCGCUUCACUUGUGUCUCAAAACGCUGGCGCUCUCUUAUCAUUUCCGACCCCCAAUUUGGCAACUCCCAUUUCCAACUAGCAGCAUCCCACCUCCGUCAAAAUGUCUUAAUCGUUAACGUUUCAAAAGGUACACUCGGAACUAUGGUACCCUUCGGAUUUCAAUCCGUGCAAGAUAAAUUUUCGAUCAAAAAUCUCACCUCCCCAUUCCAGCGGUGUAGCCAAAUUCCAGUAAUGGGCUCUUGCAAUGGUUUGGUAGUUUUAGCCAAUUUCCAUCCCUAUGUUAGGGUGUCUCGAUUCCAACCAUGUUCUGAUGAUUACAAUAGUCUGGUAAUGUGGAACCCAUCAACUGGAUUCUUCCGCAACAUACCUUGUCCUAAUUUUCAGAUUGGGAUGAUAAAAUUAACAGAGGAAGAGAAUGGGAUCGGUGUAUAUUAUGGUUUUGGUCAAGUGUCGGCCUCUGACGACUACAAACUUGUGGUCAUACCAAAUUUGGGUGCUUUUAUGGAGGUGCAAGUGUUCUCAGUCAGAGCCAACUGUUGGAAAGUUGUUAAAGCUCCUUACUUGUCGCCGUACCGCCCCUGGUCUGAAGAAUUGGGGACUUAUUCAAAUGGAGCGAUUCAUUGGGUCAGUAACCGUGAGCCUGGGAUUUUCGAGCCACCUGUGUAUGCUUUUGAUCUGGCAAAUGAGGAGUUUCGGGAAAUGCCAUUGCCUGUUCUUAGCCGUAAUGAAGAUGGCGUGGAAAUGACGCAAAUUAGAACUCAGGUUCUUUUAGGAGGAUGUCUUUGUGUGAUGUUUCAGGAUGUGAUGCCUCAGGACGCUAACAAGUAUACUGAAUUUUGGGUGAUGAAAGAGUAUGGGCGGCCUGAAUCUUGGGUUAAACUCUUUGGGUUUAACCUACAUGAUUUACCAGACGUGUUCGAUUCAUUUUGUAGCCGCCUUUUUUGGAAUCCUAUUUUCAUUGCAGAAGACGGUACAGUGGUGAUCAAACUGCGGACCCAGAAGGAGUUGAUCUGGAUUAAAUGCCGUAAAGAAGAGAAGCCGUUCUGCACCGACCGGUACCGUCUUGAGGAGGUGGCGGAACAGCAUUAUGCAUUUGAUGCCAUUUUGUAUGAUGAAACUCUAGUUUCGAUACCUGAAUGAUUGUGGCGAUUUAAAUGGCUUGGGACUCAGAGGCCUGAAAAAACUAGGAAGCGAGAGCGGAAAUGAAGAGGGAUUGCUACAUGCAUUCUAUUGCUGGUUUCUUUUUUGGGUUUUAACUAUUGUAAUUUGGAUUGCAUUCUAUUGCUGGUUUCUAGUUUAGGUAUUGUAAUUUGGAUUCUCCACCUUUGAUUAAACGAUCCUUCUACUUUGUUUCACAGUGGGCUCUGUUUUUGUCUUGAUGUGGAAUUGAGGAGCUAGAAACUAUGAACUAUCACUGCUAUUGCUGCUGCAUGAAGGAACUUGUUUUAUCAUUGUUUACGUUUGCUCUAUAGUUCAGACAGUCUCGCUAAUUGACCCAUAUAGCAAAAUGGAUUUUUUUGGACCAUGGGCUUUCUUCUUUGAGAACAUUUGUGCUUGUCAUAACAUUGCUGCCUGCAAUGUUGGCCUCGCAAUAAAACUUCAGUUGUAGCUGCUUUUGCAGCCAUUAAUAGAUAUAUUUUUCUUUACA